AUGCAGCUGCUCAAUGUAUUCUUCAUCUACCUGAGCUCAUUGGGCACACUUUCAUUAGCUGAUACCAAUGAAUCCACCUUGACGUCCCGGCAAAUUCUCCCCAAUUCCUUCAAACCUCCGCCAGUCUUCAAGAAUGUGCACCUGUUGCGCAACAUCAAUUUGGAGAAAGGCUAUGCCAGGGAAAGCAUCAAUGUCGUAGUAGAAAAUUUGGACAGCAAGCCUCAAGACACAUACUUCUUACCAUUCAGAGCCGAAUCUAUCCAGAAAAUAGGAGGCUUGGAGGUCCGUGACAAGAAAGAUCCUGAGAAACCGGCUUUCAAAUCUGAGGUUGUGGAGUACGAUCCUAACAGCUCCACCCAAUUCUACCGAGUGACCCUUCCUGCUCCUCUUACUCCAUCAUCGCAGCUCACCCUUUCAAUCAUCUACAAUGUCAUUUCCGACUUCACACCAUUACCAGCUACCAUUGGCCAGCAGGACAAACAGUAUAUUCUUCACAAAUUCUCGCUUUUUGUGCCCUCGGCGUACCACACGAGCAAGCAGAAAACGAAGAUCAAGUUUCCCUCCGCGGACGUCCCAGACUUCACGUCAGACCCCGAGCGACAAGGUACAACAUUCAAUUACGGCCCAUUUGAAGACAAGCCUGCGGGGGCAGAAGAAGAAGCUAGUGUUCGCUAUGAAUUCACCAAACCGAUAAUUCAUGCGACUUUGCUUGAGCGUGAUAUUGAAAUUAGCCAUUGGGGCGGUAAUCUCGCAGCAGAAGAACGUUACUGGCUCACUCAUAUGGGUGCACCUCUGUCUGCUCAAUUUUCGCGAGUUCAAUGGGCGGUGUCGCAGCAUUAUCCCAUGCCAAAUAGCGCGUUGAAAGAGCUCAAAAUCCCACUCCUGGGCGGUAGUGCGGAUGCCUAUUUCACGGAUGAUAUCGGUAACGUCUCCACAAGUCGCUUUCGGAGCACUCCACGUGAAGCCAACCUGGAGAUCAAGCCGCGCUAUCCUCUAUUCGGGGGUUGGAAUUACAGCUUUCGGGUCGGUUGGAACAACAACCUCGAUCGAUUUGUGCGAAAGACGAACACAGGAAGCACCUAUGUGCUCAGAGUGCCAUUCCUAGAAGGACCAAAAAUGAGUGAAGGCGUCUCUUACGGCAAGGUCGAAUUCCAAGUAGUGCUUCCGGAAGGUGCAACAAACGUUCAAUACGAAUGCCCAAUCCCAUUGAUAUCGUCUGAGUCAUCAUCUCACAAGUCGUUUAUGGAUACUUUGGGACGAACUACGCUCAAGCUCACAGCGAUCAAUGUUGUUGAUCAGUCUCGCGAUCAGGACGUGAUCGUCACAUACGACUACACGUUGAUGGCUGCACUUCGAAAGCCAGCGACCAUAUUUGGAGGCGUUUUGGCUGUAUUCGUAACGGCAUGGGCGGUGAGUAAUCUAGAUAUUAGUAUCGCGAAACCUACAUAG
Molecule: messenger RNA, 1449 nt
Organism: Bacidia gigantensis
Lineage: Eukaryota; Fungi; Ascomycota; Lecanoromycetes; Lecanorales; Ramalinaceae
Exons: 3
Coding region: 1-1449 (482 amino acids)
Cellular component (GO): oligosaccharyltransferase complex; membrane
Source: RefSeq, a predicted model, not a curated record